CUGCAAGGCGCCGGCGCUUCCAGAAACUUCGGCCACUCCGCCAACCGGCGACGGAAAAAAACAGUGUGCUACAUCUGCUGAGCAAGAUCCUAAGAUGGUGAUUGAUUGCGCCUGCUGAUUUGAGGUCCGAAAUAUCCAGGAUAGAAUACCAUAUUGUCCAGUGAAGAGCAGUUCCAGCAUAAUAAAUGUGGUGUGUUGGAAGGAACUGCAGAAGGUGGACAAAAAUACUGGAGAAACUCAGCGGGUGAGGCAGCAUUUCUGGAGAUAAGGAACAGGUGAUGUUUCGGGUCGAGACCAUUCGUCAGACUGGGUGGAAUAAAUGUGGUGCUUCCUGUCCAUUGAGCAAUCCACCACAUAGUUGGAGAUGGCGCAUGUAGUUUCAACUAAAAAAAUAUUAUUGAGAACAAUGUGACAUCAAAGCUGAACUUGCUGUAUAAGACACAUCUAAAAUAUUUCAGAGUGAACUUGAAAUUGAAUUGUGCUGCAACAACAUCAUUUAAGAACUUGUUUUCAUCAUUCCAGUUCAAACUUUUAAUCUCAAAUCAAGAUCUUGUUAAGUAUAAUAAAAAAUCAACUCUUUGAAAUGGAGCUGGAAUCCAUUCAAAAGAAUAUGAAUGUAACAACAUUAAAUGGAGAGGUGAUUACCUUUAUUAUGUCCAAGAAAAAGCACCAGAGUGGGAAAAGCGUUACCGUGCUGCAGUUCCAAAGGAUGAUGUUUGAUUCAGAAUCGGGGAACUUCAUGAAGAAAUUUGCAGGGACAUACAUCACUAAUCGAAAAAGUUCAUAUUCACAAAUUAUUGCCUGCAGUUGUGCGAUUGAUUCAAGAACAGGACAAAAUUGCCCAUGUAUCUUGCUGAAGAUGCACAAAAAACAUUCUAAAUUUGGAUAUAUUUUACUUCUACUACAUAAUUCAAAUGAAAUUGAGCAUCAUUUGGACUUUGAACUGGAUUACGAAAUAAAAGAGAAGUUGACCCUCUUGACUGGGCCCAGUGUUUACUGGAGUUGUGGCAAUCACAUUUUACACAUAUCUCUUCAAACAAAUGGUAUUUUGAACAUUCCAAUUUCAUUUACUGCAGUUAUAUGGAUUGGAGAGAUUUCUGAUGGAGAUGUUGUUACACUAGGAGCAAGGAAAGCAGCUGGACCUGUAAAGAAUUAUGAUUCUGCAGUUACUAAAGCUGAUAAACAGAUCUGGGGUAGUGAAUUCGUCACAUAUUCCAUAAAAAAGAAAACCAUGUGCAGUCAUCAUUUGAUUCCAAAUGCUUACAGCACAGUAGUUACACAUAUAUUAAUUUGCACUCUUGAUGUUACAGACAGUCAGUUAAAGACAACAGUUAUAGCAAUCACAUGCAAACAUCAACUGGUUAUGUUUGAAAAUUGUCACCCCAUGAAUGUCUGCCAGCUUCCUUUUGAAGAUGCCUGUGAAAUAAAAAUGGUCGCAACUGGCAGAGAGAAUCAUCUCUUCCUUGUAACUUCAGGAGCUGGAACUGUUUGUGCUGUCUCAAAGGAAAAUUGGCAGGUUGUUUCUGUUUGGCAAGAUGUAUGGUCAGUACAGUUGGAUGACUUCUUAGGUGUAGGGACAGAGCAAAUGUUGUUACUUUCUCGGGGAACUUACACUAUUGAAGACUGUCUGAAGAAUUUCAUACUGACUGAUCUUGGCGAAUUUAACUACUCUAUUAAGUCUGGGCUUGCUGACGAGGAAGAAAUACAGAUAAAUAACACGGCGCAUGUGAACUAUCACCACACAGUUCAAGCCCUGGAGGCAAGGUUACAGUCAGGUUUGGCAUCUCUUAAAGAGCUGAAGCACCUGCUAAGAGUGAAAGAAAGAGUUUUACUUCAAUCUUCCAAGGCUCUAAUAAACCUUAUUGACAGAAAUCAUUCCCCCUUACCCAGUGCUGAAGAGGAAGGUUUGGUUUCUCUUUGGCAUGAGGAGGAUUCUGACCUACAGUUCUCCACUGAAACGACUUGCUCUGUCAAUCAGACAUUAAAUUAUCCAGUUCAGAAGAUCUGGCAACGUGUAGUCGAUGGUAGCUGGAUAGUAGGAGUACAAUUAUCUGAAUCCAACACGUUAAAAUUUGACUGGGUGAGUUUGUCACUUGUGAUCAACCCUGACCUCCUUAAUACUGCAACAGUGAUUCAGUCACAAAGUAAAGUGGUGAAGCUGAGCAAAUUUGGAGUAUCUGCAUCAAUUCCUCAGUAUCCGGUAGAGCCUCCAUCAAAGAAAUCAAGAAUGGAUUUGCAAGACAUAAUGGAUUUGAGCAGCUGCCAUGAAGAAGAUCAGUGCUCUCAGAUUUACAAAGAUCUUACACAGACCAUCACUGUUGUCACAAACCUAUCUCCACUGCUGGCAUACAAUAAUAUUCACUGUUCUGUGUUACUACAUGGUAUGAUGAUGGAUUCCACCCAGAAAAACGAAUUAACAAAAAUAAGAUUGAUCUCACCAUGUGGGAAAAUAUCUUUAAAUAUCGAGGACAUCUGGAAUGAAAAUUAUAUUACGGUCGUAUUGCAGAAUCCUUUGCUGUGUACAGAUAAGACAAUAGAAGAUUUUUAUGCCAUUGUAGCUACAUCCCAAAGAUCGUACUUCAGAAUAUUCUCCCCUGAUUAUACGCUGGCUCCAGUGAAAGACUGGCUGUUCGGUCCAAUGCAAUGCGAGCCUCUGAAAAUCUACCCAGAAUAUUGGCUGUGUUUCAAAAUGGGUAUUCUCCUUAAAUGGCAUCUACCAAAUCCCUUUAAAGGAAUUUUAACAAUACUUUGGAGGAAUCAAUCUUUUUUGCUGAUGUUCCUUCGUGGUCUUACUGGAAUCCUUUCACAACGUUGCGAAGUGACACACAUGAGUACUGGACCAGAUGACCAAAAGAUAGACAUUUUUGGGCGUGCACUUGAGCAAGAGACACUUGCCUUCAGAAAUUGCAUAACUUCUGCUAUCAUAGAAGCUGAUAAUGUGUUCACAAUGAGAACCAAAGCCGAGAACAAACAGAACACAUGUCAACAGAACGCUUCUCUAUUAGACAGUGAGGUUAAGCUGCAGGAGUACAGGCAAAUGUUUCAAAUCGAACGAGAACAAAGUAUUCUGAGGAUGAAUCUAUCAAUCACGGUCCCUCAGUACAGAGAAAUAACAAAGAAUUUGACUAACAUGCAGCUGAACACUGAUGACUUUGCAUGUGGGGUCAGUAGAUCCCACACUUCAUUUUCUAUUUAAUAAUUGAGAUCGAAUUUCCAAGAAUUGAUCAGAGAAGAUAAUUUGAUGAGACACACAGUGCCUAUUUCUUUGACCCUUCUGUUUUCACCCCGAUUUCCUAUUGUGAAAAGUCUGUCCUAUGACUUCUAUAUUUAGUUCCUGUUUUGGGAGUCCAGAGAUGGCUGUUUGGGAAGAUGGUAAGGAAAGCAAUUUAUUAAUAACUGUUGUAAAUGUUUUAACUUUAAAAUCGUAUUCCAAAAUUAAUAUAGUUUGUAGUUCUGUUGGCAUAAUUUGCAACAAGAUUCAAAAGUUAAAUCAAAAUAAACUUCGAUUUCAUUUAAUUUUCAGACAUUAUCAAGUGUACAAUUAUGAAUUGAAGGGUAAAGAGGUGAGCCAACUAUUGCCAGAUGAGAAAUUUGUAGGGAAGUGUAAUGGUCCUCUGGGCUGCUGGAUUAAAAAAUAUGCUGGUAUAAGUUUACUCAACAAUAAACCUUGCUGGAAGUUGAA
This is a messenger RNA of Amblyraja radiata (thorny skate), 3682 nucleotides long. RefSeq names its product FA complementation group B (gene fancb). NCBI's taxonomy places the organism in Eukaryota, Metazoa, Chordata, Chondrichthyes, Rajiformes, Rajidae. Gene Ontology annotation, cellular component: Fanconi anaemia nuclear complex. The record is from RefSeq and is a predicted model, not a curated record. Gene Ontology annotation, biological process: replication-born double-strand break repair via sister chromatid exchange; interstrand cross-link repair; positive regulation of double-strand break repair via homologous recombination. The transcript has 9 exons. Bases 584 to 3196 code for a protein of 870 amino acids.